Sinocyclocheilus anshuiensis is the source of this 293-nucleotide messenger RNA. Its product is annotated as protein brambleberry-like. The annotation marks the transcript as partial. The record is from RefSeq and is a predicted model, not a curated record. Lineage: Eukaryota; Metazoa; Chordata; Actinopteri; Cypriniformes; Cyprinidae. The transcript is spliced from 2 exons.
GGGAUACAUGCUGACGUAUCUGGACAAUAUGCAGAAUCGCCUGGAGGACAGGCUGCAGAUGAUCCAAGGCUAUCUUGGCUGGGCAGGCCUGAGCCUCCGAGCUCUGUGGACGUGUGUGAUGCAUGCUGGUUACUUCCUGUUGUCUGCGGUGCUGCUGUCGUUCCUGCAGUGUGCCACGUUCUCCCGCGUCUCUCUGCUCCUCAUGGUGCCAAUCAAUGCGAUCGCAGAGAUCAACCAGCAGUCUGCGCUCGACUUGGUCUCGCUCACUUUGCUGCUGUUCACACUUUCGCUAG